This is a messenger RNA of Gongylonema pulchrum, 312 nucleotides long. NCBI's taxonomy places the organism in Eukaryota, Metazoa, Nematoda, Chromadorea, Rhabditida, Gongylonematidae. The record is from the annotation of a GenBank genome assembly.
CAAAAAAGCUCAAAGAUGGCACAGAUUCGGUCACGCUUACUUUCAACGGGGGAGGUGAUCGAGCCAGUAGAGCAGGUGUUUGACCAGAUGAAGGAUAUGGAGGAGCAGCUCGAUCCAUCCUUUUUCAAGAUGAUUGAGUAUUAUUUUGACAAGGGAGCGACGAUUAUCACACCCAAACUGGUCGAGGAGCACCCAUCGCGCGAAAUGACAAAGGAAGCAAAAGUCAAAUUUGUCACUGGAAUUAUCGCUGCAAUCAAGCCGGCCAACAAGGUCAUUCCUGUAAGUUAUGAACCGCUACUAACGAUGAAUUAA